This is a messenger RNA of Daucus carota subsp. sativus, 1187 nucleotides long. RefSeq names its product protein SAWADEE HOMEODOMAIN HOMOLOG 1. Gene Ontology annotation, molecular function: chromatin binding. The coding region runs from base 143 to 916 and encodes 257 amino acids. The transcript is spliced from 9 exons. The record is from RefSeq and is a predicted model, not a curated record. NCBI's taxonomy places the organism in Eukaryota, Viridiplantae, Streptophyta, Magnoliopsida, Apiales, Apiaceae.
UUUCAUGUUUUCACCGUGGCAGGGGUAAAUAACCAGCGGAUAAGAACAACCGGAAUAAAACGCACCCGAAAGUGACACAUAAAAUCAAAACAAUUUUCAUCAAAAUUUCAGAACCAGCUUCAUCAAUCUGCAUCGGUGAGUGAUGGAUCGUCUCCGGCAACGGCAGCGUCAGGUCUUCUCCGGCUUCACUAAAUCGGAGGUCGAGAAAAUGGAGAAGUUGCUCAAGGAGUCUGGAGAAGAGGCUGCAGAUAUUGCGUUCUGUAAAAAACUGACAAGGAGUUUUAACUCCUCGACGGGUCGAGCUGGGAAACCUGCUUUGAAGUGGACUGAGGUACAAAGUUGGUUUCAGAAUCCCCAGGUUAGCUUGACUUCCAAAGAGGAUUCAGUUGAUGGGUCUGACAAGUCAAACCCAGACCCCGUGCCGUCGGACAAACCCGAUGGAAGUACUCCAACAUCUGAAGGAGAAAAAGACCCAAAUUCAUCGAAAUUGGAAUUCGAAGCAAAGUCUUCAAAAGAUGGCGCAUGGUAUGAUGUUGAUGAAUUCAAGAACUGCAGAAAUAAUAAUUCUGGCGAAAUGGAAGCCCUUGUAAGAUUUAUCGGCUUUGGAUCAGAUGAAGAUGAGUGGGUGAAUGUAAAAGAAUCUGUUCGUGAGCGCUCUCUCGGUUUAGAGCAUUCAGAGUGCCAUACCUUGAAAGUUGGUGACCUAGUGCUGUGUUUCCAGGAGAGAAAAGAUCUGGCAAAAUAUUAUGAUGCACAUAUAAUAGAUAUCAAAAGGAAGUUGCAUGAUAUAAGGGGGUGCAGGUGUAACUUUUUUGUCAGAUAUAACCACAAUAACGUUGAGGAGAAAGUUGAUUUGGUUAGAUUGUGCCGCAUACUUAAACCCCAGGCAAACUUAGCUGAGGAAGUACAUAGCUGAGGCACUUCUUGAGGAAUAAUACCCAAUGCUGGACCUGAUAGUUUAAAGUGUGAAGUACUAGACGGCUAGGAACCAGCAUAUAAACGUGAGUUGUUCUGGAUCUGGUACAAACUUGACAUGUAGUAGGAAUCAGUAUGUAAAAUAUAACAGCAGUACAGGUGUGUGUUUGAAUUGCCUUUCUAUCCUUCUCCAAACCAGCACAACGAAGGUUUUUCUUGAAAACUGGACGGUUUAUGGUUGGAUUAAAAUGUCUAAAUUCACUUUCUUUCUU